This is a messenger RNA of Kuraishia capsulata CBS 1993, 2430 nucleotides long. RefSeq lists its product as uncharacterized. Bases 1 to 2430 code for a protein of 809 amino acids. Gene Ontology annotation, molecular function: zinc ion binding. The record is from RefSeq and is a predicted model, not a curated record. The transcript has a single exon. NCBI's taxonomy places the organism in Eukaryota, Fungi, Ascomycota, Pichiomycetes, Pichiales, Pichiaceae.
AUGGUUGAGAUAAAUAAGACCAGACUGCUUUUUUUCAUCAUAUUCAUGACUUUAAUGAUUCCGGGGCCCGCUCCACCUGACGGAUUGAGUGGCAACGGUGCUAAGGUGCAAGCGCUACAGCAAUUGAAAGAUGAUAUAUCAACCUCGAGGGGCGUACUAUUCAACAGCACUUAUGAGCAGCCCACAGGAAAUUUGACGGGACUGAAACUCAGCUACCAGGAUGCUUUGGAACACCGCAAUAUCAGUUUAUACCCAUUUGAAGACAGACAGGGCCCAUACGAGGAGAACCAACGUUAUUCCAUACUGCCGAAUUACGUUAGAAAACUAGCAAUAGACAGUCUCAAUAGUGAGGAAGAGACAAUCCAGGCUUUGGAGUUUGAGGACGAAAUUCUGGAGCAUCCUAAAUGGAAUGCCAUAAGCGAGGUAUUUGGCUCAGAUGUGAAUAUUCGUGCGGAGAGUCAUGGGGCGUUUUGGAAAAACAUCACCGGCAGUUUGAUAGGUGACUUUCAGAGGGUUAAUCACACCUUUGAACACAUCCCAAUGCCAUUGCCACCUUAUAUGAAGGCUUUGUUGAGGUCUUACAAUACCAACCGUACCGAAGGUGAUGAUAAUUGGCGAGAGCCAAACGAUGCCAGCUCGUUCGAGCGCGAUGUGCCAAACUUCCAUGUGGAUGAGCUGAAGACUGGGAAUGUGACCGAACUCAGCGGAAACUUGAAAGUGAAUAUCCAAAACACUGGCGACAGCAGUGUUGAAGGGAGUAAUGGAUCUGUUAGGGUAAGACUGCAAAUCAAGAUGACUGAUAUCGACGAGGUUAACAUCCACUCAUUGGCGCUUUCAGGUGUGUAUCACCCUGACAGUGGGAACCUGAUUGCAACGACGAGAUCGGCAAAAUACGCUGGUUCCUACGGCAUUCCUCACUUGAACUUUGACGAAACGCAUUACAAUAGAUCAAAAGCGGCGAUGUCGGACUGGAUCAACCAAACUUCCGUUGAUGAAGUAGAUGUGACAAUGAUUGAUACUUUACUAGACGCCUCUUUGGGAUGCGAGAUGAUAGCAUUUUUGCAUUUCAAUUCCACCAAUCUAUCUGCUGAUGAAAUGCGCAUGAUCGAUGACGAACUCUGGAACCCCUUAGGGCGGCCCCACAAGAGUAUCCCCCCAAUCGCGAUUUCCAGCGGUGUGCUAUACUCCCCCGACUGUGGGCUCCUAAUCAAAGCAACGGGUCUCGUUGGUGAAAGAGAAGAAGUACAGAACAAACGUAUUCAGAGGGUGGUACUGCUGGGAAUAAUCUUGCUUUUUGCUCAAAUCAUUUUCUCUAUAAAGCAAAUGAGCGCUACGAACACCCCGUCCACUUUGUCUCGCAUCUCUUUCUGGACCAUCGCAAUGAUGAAUUUGAUAGAUGGAUCCCUGAGUAUGUUGUAUCUGCUCAGUUCCAUAGUGUUCCAAAAGCUGUAUCUGCAGCUCGCCGUGAGCUCUUUCCUAGGUUUCACGCUUGCAAGCGUUUUUGAGAUGCGGUAUAUGAUUCUCAUUUACACCUCGCAAAUGAACGAGAGAGACAUAAGUUGGGGAGUUGCUUUGAGAGGAACCGCAAUUGAUGAUCGCAAUAAUGAAAGAAUUGAUGAACGCGAAAAUCCAAACAAUAACGUGGGCACUGAGGAACCCUUGCUGCCUUUGAAUCAAGCAAGACCGCAGGCCGUCCAGCAAACGCAGCAGCAACCAAGGAUAAUUCAGGAUGAGCAGACUGUGAGCGGUCAGAUAUACCUGAGACUCUUUUUCUUCUUGAUUGUUUUCUCGUUUUUGGUAUUGAAUGCCUCGUUAUGGCCACGGAAAGACCGUAUGGUCUUCGAGUACGUUGUGCUGCUGGUUCUCAACUCGUUUUGGGUCCCUCAGAUAUACAGGAACACACUAAGAGGAUCCAGAAGGUCUUUCGGAUGGGACUUCGUGAUCGGCACCUCAGUAUUGAGGGUGAUCCCAAUAGCAUACCUGUGUUUGGUGAAGAACAACCCAUUCAGUCACCACCAAGAUCAACUUUUGAUCUCGCUGAUUGUCAUCUGGCUCGGUAUCCAAAUCUUUGUUCUGGUAUUGCAAGAGCUGUUUGGAGCAAGGUUCUUCUUACCAGAUAGACUUUUGCCUAAGUCCUAUGACUACCACCCAGUUCUCACUGCUGGAGACCUGGAGCAUGGAUUUGGUGUUGAGCAUGACGAUGAAGGUGUCCAUCACGAGGAUGGAAAGUGCAAGGUUGAUUGCGCGAUCUGCAUGAACGAGGUUGAGAUUCCGAUCGCCAAGUCUAGCGAGCAUCUGACGAACAUAAUGAACAGAAGGGGCUACAUGGUCACCCCAUGCAGGCACAUUUUCCACACCAAUUGUCUGGAAUCCUGGAUGAAAUACAAAUUACAAUGUCCUGUUUGCAGGAAUUCGCUACCGCCUAUAUAA